GCCCCGGCCCGGCCCGUCCCGGCCUGGCCCGGCUCGGCCUGGCCCGGCCACUUGUAGCCGCUCCGCCGGGGCGCGCUCCGCUGGGACGCGCUCCCCGCUCGCGGGCACCGGGGCGCCAGGAUGAAGGACCGGCUGGAGCAGCUGAAGGCCAAGCAGUUGACGCAGGAUGAUGAUGCAGAUGAGGUGGAGAUUGCCAUUGACAACACGGCCUUCAUGGAUGAGUUCUUCUCUGAGAUUGAGGAAACUCGGCUCAACAUUGACAAGAUCUCGGAGCAUGUGGAGGAAGCAAAGAAACUCUACAGUAUCAUUCUCUCUGCACCAAUCCCAGAGCCCAAAACCAAGGAUGACCUUGAGCAGCUCACAGGAGAGAUCAAGAAAAGGGCCAACAAUGUCCGGAACAAAUUAAAGAGCAUGGAGAGGCACAUCGAGGAAGAUGAGGUCCGGUCGUCAGCCGACCUUCGGAUUCGGAAAUCCCAGCACUCCGUCCUCUCCCGGAAGUUUGUGGAAGUGAUGACCAAAUACAACGAGGCUCAGGUGGACUUUCGUGAACGCAGCAAAGGGCGAAUCCAACGGCAGCUUGAAAUAACUGGCAAAAAGACAACAGAUGAGGAGCUGGAGGAGAUGUUGGAGAGUGGCAACCCUGCCAUCUUCACUUCUGGGAUCAUCGACUCUCAGAUUUCCAAGCAAGCCCUCAGUGAGAUUGAGGGCCGGCACAAGGACAUUGUGAGGCUGGAGAACAGCAUCAAGGAGCUCCAUGACAUGUUUAUGGACAUCGCCAUGCUGGUGGAGAACCAGGGGGAAAUGUUAGAUAACAUAGAGUUGAAUGUCUUGCACACAGUGGACCACGUGGAGAAGGCCCGGGAUGAAACAAAAAGAGCUGUGAAAUAUCAGGGUCAGGCCCGGAAGAAAUUGAUCAUUAUCAUUGUAGUAGUAGUUGUGUUGCUGGGUAUUUUAGCAUUGAUUAUUGGCCUUUCCGUUGGGCUGAAAUGAGUGGCCGGAGGGGCUCUGGCACUGAAAUGUUUGUGGCUGGUUCCUCCUGUGUUCCUCACCGUCGGCCUGCACACUGACCAGCUCCUCCUCUCCCUGCCUUAGAACCUGAUUUCACUCCAGCCUGCUAUGACCACCCUUGUCUUCAGAUAGGAAUGGCCCUCCUGAGAGUACGGGGGACCUGCUCCUCGGUUUCCUUGUAACCAGCCUUGGACCUGACUCAGCGAUCUAGUCCUGAUGGAACUGAGUCUACUUGUGGCAACCCUAGGCUCUCCUCAAAAUCACAUCCUGCCCCAGCACCUUCAGUACCUUCCUUCCUGGAUUGUGUGAACCAGCCCGUCUUUCCUUUUCCCUGUGGCGUGUCAAAUUAUGCCUUAGACCUGGGCAGGCUCUUGUGCGACAUCCCGGGGCGCUGCGUUUCUACCUCAUGGAGUAUUCUCCCAGAAAUUGCAAUGUAUUUUUUUUUUGAAAGGCGUAUCUUUAACAAAGCAGAGGAUUCUCCUACUUUUGGCAUAAGUUUGGAUUAGAGACUUCUACCUAGUGGGGUUGCAGUCCUCACAGCUGGUUGUCAUAUCCAGAUGUGUCUAAGUUUGCUCACUGCCCUGAGUCCCUGAAAGCAGGAGGGACUGACAGAUGCCAUUUUGGUCUGAAAAGUUGUUUGUCAGACUUGUUUGGAACUCAACCUUUAAAUUCAGCUUUGGGACCAAUCUGAUCUUUUUUCUACAUUGCGUUCUGUCGUGUUCACUCAAAGAGGGGCCAGGAUUGACGUAGUCAUCUGAUGUUACUGUGUGCAAAGGCUGAGGGGUGGAAUGUUGGUUUCUAUGUCUGAUUGUUAGAAAUCAGCUGUUCCCUCUUGGUGAAGCCAUUGCUUCGAGGCCAAUAACCAGGGAUGUGAACAUGGGCUGAGGACAAGGUGCUAGAGUCUCAGACCCUGGAAAUGUCUCACGAGACCAUACAAGUCAUUCAAUCACUCCAACAUUCCAGGUUUAUUUUUAUAAUUGUGUGUGGAAUGUAUAUAGAAUAUGUGUCUAUUUCUCAGGAACUAGGAAGCUAGAAGUGGAAGGUACUAUGUCCUAAA
Perognathus longimembris pacificus (Pacific pocket mouse) is the source of this 2065-nucleotide messenger RNA. It is a transcript of the gene Stx3, whose product is annotated as syntaxin 3. Gene Ontology annotation, molecular function: SNAP receptor activity; SNARE binding. Bases 121 to 990 code for a protein of 289 amino acids. Gene Ontology annotation, biological process: intracellular protein transport; synaptic vesicle fusion to presynaptic active zone membrane; exocytic insertion of neurotransmitter receptor to postsynaptic membrane. The transcript is spliced from 11 exons. Gene Ontology annotation, cellular component: plasma membrane; synaptic vesicle; presynaptic active zone membrane. The record is from RefSeq and is a predicted model, not a curated record. Lineage: Eukaryota; Metazoa; Chordata; Mammalia; Rodentia; Heteromyidae.